CCGCUCAGGCCGAGUUCUGCCGAGGAAACCCGAGUGGGGCCGAGGCCCACGUAGCCGCGGCCCUUAGCAGAGACUGCUAGGCUCACCCCACCCAACAGCCAGGCGGAGCCAGAGAUGCUGGCCGGGGCUGCACGGCCCCGCUUGGGCCCCUGGCCACCUCUGACUUUUCCUUUCCCGCUGCUGCUGUUGCUGCUGUUGCUGCUGCUCGUGGUGCUGAGCGGCCCAGUGUCCAGCCGCGUCCCACGUUCGGUGCCCAGGACCUCGCUUCCCAUCUCCGAGGCUGACUCCUAUCUCACCAGGUUUUCUGUCCCUCAUACGUACAAUUACUCUGUUCUCCUUGUGGAUCCUGCUACCCAAACACUUUAUGUCGGCGCCCGGGACUCCAUCUUCGCCUUAUCUCUGCCCUUCUCAGGGGAGAGACCCCGCAGGAUUGACUGGAUGGUACCUGCGGCCCACAGACAGAACUGUGAGAAGAAGGGAAAGAGAGAGGAUGAAUGUCACAAUUUUGUCCAGAUUCUCGUCAUUGCCAAUGCCUCUCACCUCCUCACUUGUGGCACCUUCGCUUUUGAUCCGAAGUGCGGGGUUAUUGAUGUGUCCAGUUUCCAGCAGGUUGAAAGCCUUGAGAGUGGCCGGGGGAAAUGUCCUUUUGAGCCAGCUCAGCGGUCAGCAGCUGUAAUGGCUGGGGGGGUUCUUUAUACUGCCACUGUGAAAAACUACCUGGGGACAGAGUCGAUUAUCUCCCGGGCUGUGGGUCGCGCUGAGGAUUGGAUUCGAAUAGAGACCUUGCCAGCCUGGCUUAACGCCCCUGCCUUUGUCGCAGCUGUAGCCCUGAGCCCAGCCGAAUGGGGGGAUGAAGAUGGUGACGAGGAAAUCUACUUCUUCUUUACGGAGACUUCCCGGACAUUUGAUUCAUAUGAACAUAUCAAGGUCCCACGGGUGGCUCGUGUGUGCGCGGGGGACCUUGGGGGCCGGAAGACCCUUCAGCAGAGGUGGACAACAUUCCUGAAGGCUGACCUGCUGUGUCCAGGGCCUGAGCAUGGCCGGGCCUCCACUGUCCUGCAGGACAUGGCUGAACUUCGACCUGUUCUUGGAGUGGGGACUCCUGUCUUCUAUGGCAUCUUUUCUUCCCAGUGGGAAGGAGCUUCCAUCUCUGCUAUCUGUGCCUUCAAACCACAAGACAUUCGGACAGUACUGAAUGGUACCUUCAGAGAGCUUAAACAUGACUGCAACAGGGGACUGCCUGUCACAGACAAUGAUGUGCCCCAGCCCAGACCUGGAGAGUGUAUUACCAAGAACAUGAAGCUCCAGCAGUUUGGCUCUUCGCUGUCCUUGCCUGAUCGUGUGCUCACCUUCAUCCGGGACCACCCACUCAUGGACAGGCCAGUGUUUCCUGCCGAUGGGCACCCCUUGCUGGUCACUACGGAUACAGCCUAUCUCAGAGUGGUGGCCCACAGGGUGACCAGCCUCUCAGGGAAAGAGUAUGAUGUGCUCUACCUGGGUACAGAGGAUGGACACUUGCACCGAGCAGUGUACAUUGGAGCCCAGCUAAGUGUCCUGGAGGAUCUGGCCUUAUUUCCAGAGCCACAGCCAGUUGAGAACAUGAAAUUAUACCAUGGCUGGCUCCUGGUUGGCUCCCAUACCGAGGUGACACAAGUAAACACAACCAACUGUGGUCGCCACCAGAGCUGCUCAGAGUGUAUCCUGGCUCAGGACCCUGCCUGUGCUUGGAGUUUCCGGCUGGAUGCAUGUGUGGCCCAUGCUGGGGAGCACCAAGGGCUGGUCCAAGACAUAGAGUCAGCGGAUGUCUCUUCUUUGUGUCCCAAAGAACCUGGAGAACACCCAAUAGUGUUUGAAGUUCCUGUGGCCACAUCUGCACAUGUGGUCUUGCCAUGUUCUCCCAGCUCGGCAUGGGCAUCCUGUGUGUGGCAUCAGCCCAGCGGAAUGACUGCACUCACCCCACGGCGGGAUGGGCUAGAGGUGGUGGUGACCCCAGGGACUAUGGGUGCUUAUGCCUGUGAAUGUCAGGAGGGUGGGGCAGCUCGUGUGGUAGCAGCUUAUAGCUUGGUAUGGGGUAGCCCGCAAGGUCCCUCAAACCAGGCCCACACAGUGGGGGCUGGACUGGCUGGCUUUUUCCUGGGGGUUAUUGUAGCAUCUCUGACACUCCUCUUGAUUGGUCGGCAUCAGCAGAGACGGCGACAGAAGGAACUUCUGGCUAGAGACAAGGUGGGCUUAGACCUGGGGGCCCCACAAUCUGGGACCACAAGCUAUAGCCAAGACCCUCCCUCCCCAUCUCCUGAAGAUGAGCGGUUGCCCUUGGCCCUCGCCAAGAGGGGCAGUGGCUUCGGUGGCUUCCCUCCACCCUUUCUACUUGAUCCUUGCUCAAGCCCAGCCCAUAUUCGGCUCACAGGGGCUCCCCUCGCCACAUGUGAUGAAACAUCCAUCUAGAGUCAGGCAGAUGACCACUGGUAGAUGAGUGAACGCUGGAAUCAGGUCCCUGGGCCUGGAAGACUGUCAUGGCCUCUCAUUUUCUGUUGAGUCUGAGUGAUCUCUUAGACAUCACCUGACUCCUAUGAGAGUUGGGGCUGCAGUGAACUGGGGUUACCUCCUCUCCUUACCUUCUGAGCCCCUAUGACCUUCAGCCCUGGACACCUAUCUUGGACCCCUUAGUUGUGGUGACGGGGCCCAAGACAAAGCUCUGACUUUGCUUUCUGGGCAGGCCCUGGUUAGGAAGAAGAGCCAUGGAGGUAGUUGGGGACCAAUAUGCACUGAGUCCUUGAGAUGGUCCUUUUGAUUCUCCCAUUUUACUGAUUCUCUGUGGUGAGUGCAUGAUUCUCAAUGCUGCAAUGCAGAACCUCUGCCCUGAGGUCCCCCGUCCCAGUUUUCCUUCUGCCAUGAAAGAGUGUUUGUAAAUCUGUUGGUGUUCAUAGGAGACCUGGCCACGUGUGCAUGAGUGACUGGGCUGAGGGUUAGGUGUUGCGGGGUAGAGAGGGGAAACGUGGAAUGGGAGCAUUACCUGCACAACUCCACACCCUGCACCCAGGGGGAAGUGGCUUUCUUUUCUAAAAGGCAACAAAACACUGCCCCUCUCUUCACUGACCAUAAUGUUUUUCUAAAUUUGAGUAGAAAGAAUCGCCUAAAGUGACCUUCGGGGUGGGAAGGGCCCUGGUACAUGUGACCCCAUCCUUUUUGCUUUUGUCCUCUGGUUGCCACCACUGCCAUGCCAUAGAUGCUCUUGCCCUCCCUGGAGUAUGGGUCGAGCCCCUUUUCUUUGGCUACAAUUAUAGCUGAACUUCACAACAUUCUAAAUAUUAGGGGGCAGUAAAAAGGGAAAAGUAACAGGAAAUACAAGCAGCUUAAAGAUAGGUUGCAUCAGUGACUUUACUCAGGUUGACACCUUUGCCCUAAAGCAGGAGUCCCUGACCUGGGAUCCAUGGACUCCCUGAAAUUGUAUGCAAAAUGUUGUCUGUACAUCUGUACUUGUGUGUCUGUGUUUUUCUGGUUGGGAAGGGCGCUUUCAUCAGAUUCUCAAGGCCUUAAUACAGUUAAAGGACCACUGCACUUGGGCCAUGCAGGAUGGUGGCGCUCUGUGGCAGCUCCUCCUAGCCUCGCCUUGCUGCCUGGGGCCCUGGGCUUGCAGCUGCUAGAGGUCCUGUUUCUCUAGUCCAGAGAAGCUGGGCUCUGCGUAUUGGAAGACACUGUCAGCUGUCACCCAAUGUCUGAACCUUCCUGCUUCCCAACUCCCAUGUGCUCUAGGCUUCUCCUGCUCAGUCCUGGUCUUGACCUGUGAAUGUGCCUCAUUCAUCCCUGGUGAGGGACCCCUUUAAGCUCCAGUGAAUGGUCCAGUCCUUUCCGGUUGGAGUUUUUUUGCUCUGCUUUCCUUGGCAGCAGCCUAUGAACUACUCAAGAGUCCCCUUGGUUUGGAAUUUCAGUGGGUUUGCCAUGAAGAAGCAUAUAAUCUUGGGCAUGUAUUCUAACCUAGGGAUACCGAUUUACUUGUCUGUAAAAUGGGGAUAGUAAUACCUACCUCAGGUUGCUGCAAGGAUUAAAUGAAAAACCAUGUAAUCAAUAAAGCACUAUCUAUACCAGCA
Molecule: messenger RNA, 4088 nt
Organism: Cavia porcellus (domestic guinea pig)
Lineage: Eukaryota; Metazoa; Chordata; Mammalia; Rodentia; Caviidae
Gene: Sema4f
Product: ssemaphorin 4F
Exons: 14
Coding region: 115-2445 (776 amino acids)
Biological process (GO): negative regulation of axon extension involved in axon guidance; axon guidance; semaphorin-plexin signaling pathway
Cellular component (GO): plasma membrane
Molecular function (GO): semaphorin receptor binding; chemorepellent activity
Source: RefSeq, a predicted model, not a curated record